Molecule: messenger RNA, 1425 nt
Organism: Cydia amplana
Lineage: Eukaryota; Metazoa; Arthropoda; Insecta; Lepidoptera; Tortricidae
Gene: Nemp
Product: nuclear envelope integral membrane protein
Exons: 8
Coding region: 125-1372 (415 amino acids)
Cellular component (GO): nuclear envelope
Source: RefSeq, a predicted model, not a curated record
UAAAACUAAACAACUAACAAGUUAAUCAAGCAAGUUUUGACAAAAAUUAAUUGAAAAGUACUAGUGCAUCGUGUUGAUAGUUAUAUGAAGACGGUUAUGUGCUUGUAACAACAGUUAUUUUAACAUGGCGGGAUCACAACGCUUGCAAAUUUUGUUUUUGUUAGUGGUGAUUGCUCAAGCUCACUGCGUGCCGUAUGACGUGCAUUGGCUGAGCGGCUCGCAGACCAUAGACCAUGAUAUAUCAUCUACAAAACAAAAUAUAGACAUUUAUUGUUACCGGGGCACAUCCAAAAAUAUCUUGGCCCUGUGGCAAACAGCUAAGUUCCACAUAAGGAUAAAGAAUGACGAAUUCAGCCAAUACCUCGGCAGCAGCCCGGCCGAGGUACACAAAGAGUAUACAGAAGACAGCUACGGCUGGUCCGUGGUCAGCCCGUUCCAUAAGAGGACCUACAGGACGGUGGCUAUAGAUCUGUUCAAUACUACAUGCAUGGCCGUCAAUACAAAACAUAGACACAGCAUAGAGUUGCAGAUUAUUAGGGUGGACAUUUGGCGUGUGUUGCUAAUGUUCCUAGGCAUAUGCACUGUGUUCUCAUCACGCGCGCUCAGCGGGAACCCGGUGUUCUUCUACUUAUGUGGGGUUCUUGUGGGCGUGUCAGCUUCGUUCAUGGUGCUGGUGUAUUAUAUCAGCAGACUUCUACCUAGGAAAACCUUGACAUACGGCGUACUGAUCGGCGGUUGGACGGUCGGCGUGUACAUCUUCCAGCAGAUAUGGGAGAACAUACGUAACAUACUACUAUCACACCAGACAUAUAUGUUCUGGUACACGCUGGUCGUGGGGUUCGUCAGCUUCCUGGUGUGCUACAGGGUGGGACCGCCGAGGAAUCAGCGGAGCAAGAACCUGGUCAUGUGGACACUGCAGGGCAUUGGCGUGCUAAUGAUGUUCUUCAGCAGCGAUUAUCAAGAGGCCUCCACGGCUGUGGUGGCCGUUUGUCUCACCAUAAAAUACUUCCCGCAGUCCGUGCUUAAUUCUAUAUAUGGAUAUUGGCGGCGCAAGUUCCCGCCGAAACCGCGACUGCUCACGAGUGAAGAGUACUACGAGGAGGGAGCGAGAGAGACGAAACAAGCUCUCGAGAGUUUGAGGAAGUACUGUUCGAGUCCGGAUUGUGCGCAGUGGAGGAUCAUGCUCAAAAUUAACGACUCUAAAAGAUUUGCAUCAUUCGUCGAAGGCGACUCCCACCUAAGCGAUGAGGAGAUUCUAGACUACGAAUCAUACGCGUUCUCGACGGACCGACGGAAACCCGUAGCUAACUCCACCAGAAUAGCCCCCCUGGACAUCUCGGACGAUGACGAUAUCACGGACGAUGAAAUGUGAACCUUACUGUGUAAGUUAUAAGACUGAUUGUUUGUUAGCUAGUUGAGUCUAGU